Messenger RNA from Pseudogymnoascus verrucosus, 513 nucleotides. RefSeq lists its product as uncharacterized. Gene Ontology annotation, molecular function: acyltransferase activity, transferring groups other than amino-acyl groups. The record is from RefSeq and is a predicted model, not a curated record. Bases 1 to 513 code for a protein of 170 amino acids. NCBI's taxonomy places the organism in Eukaryota, Fungi, Ascomycota, Leotiomycetes, Thelebolales, Thelebolaceae. The transcript has a single exon.
AUGUACUUUCUUACUACACCACGCAUCGGCUUCCGACGUUGGAGCAAGGACGACACUGAGCUAGCAUCGGCUUUAUGGGGCGACCCUGAAGUGACGCACUUCAUUGACGCCCGCCCUAGACUGUUUGCCGCGCAAAUCGAAGAAAAGCUGAAUGCUGAGCUAGAAAUGCAGCAGCAGCAUGACAUGCAGUACUGGCCAAUCUUCCUGAUGGAAAACGGGAACCAUGUCGGUUGCUGCGGACUGCGCCCUAAGGACGUCGCCGCCAGAAUAUUUGAGUUCGGCGUACACUUACGCAAGCCCUAUUGGGGAACCGGGCUCGCCGCCGAAGCUGGUCACGCCGCCAUCAACUAUGCCUUCGAGCACCUUAAGGCGAGGCAACUAUUCGCCGGCCACCAUCCGGAAAAUCACGGAUCGCGCCGCCUUUUACAGAAACUCGGCUUCGUCUACAUCGGCGACCAGCUAUAUCCACCUACCGGCUUAGAACACCCCUCCUAUAUGCUGAUGCAGACUUGA